Molecule: messenger RNA, 3931 nt
Organism: Lynx canadensis (Canada lynx)
Lineage: Eukaryota; Metazoa; Chordata; Mammalia; Carnivora; Felidae
Gene: ATG7
Product: autophagy related 7
Exons: 19
Coding region: 276-2387 (703 amino acids)
Biological process (GO): autophagy of mitochondrion; C-terminal protein lipidation; autophagosome assembly
Cellular component (GO): phagophore assembly site; cytoplasm
Molecular function (GO): Atg8 activating enzyme activity; Atg12 activating enzyme activity
Source: RefSeq, a predicted model, not a curated record
UACAGAAGAGUUUUCUCUUUUGUUUCUGGUGCUGGUAAAAUUCCAUCUUGAUGACCUCAGUAGGUCAUCAAGAUGAUGGUGAGUUCCUGUUAACCUUUAAGAGUAAGUUGUGGAUGACUAAAGCAUUUAGGGACCUGAUGACCCAUCCCGUGGAGGAUCUCAGAGAUCCAUUUGUACCACUGUCUGCACUGUGUUGAUUUCCUUCCAUAUUGGACGAUUACUCUGGCCAUGACCUUUUUCUUCUGACCCUGUUGGAGAGGAGUAGGCGAGAAAUAAUGGCAGCAGCUACGGGGGAUCCUGGGCUCUCCAAAUUGCAGUUUGCUCCCUUUAGCAGUGCCUUGGAUGUUGGAUUCUGGCACGAGUUGACCCAGAGGAAACUGAAUGAAUAUCGGCUGGAUGAAGCUCCCAAGGACAUUAAGGGAUAUUACUACAAUGGUGAUUCUGCUGGGCUUCCAGCUCGCUUAACAUUGGAGUUCAGUGCUUUUGACAUGAGUGCUCCCACCCCAGCCCACUGCUGUCCGGCUAUUGGAACGCUCUUUAACACCAACACACUCGAGGCUUUCAAGGCCGCAGAUAAGAAGCUACUUUUGGAACAAGCAGCAGACGAGAUUUGGGAAGCCGUAAAAUCGGGCGCUGCCCUCGAAAACCCUGUCCUCCUCAACAAGUUCCUCCUCUUGACAUUUGCAGAUCUAAAGAAGUACCACUUCUAUUAUUGGUUUUGCUUCCCUGCUCUCUGCCUUCCAGAGAGUCUACCCCUCAUUCAGGGGCCAGUGGGCUUGGAUCAAAGGUUUUCACCAAAACAGAUUCAAGCCCUUGAGCGUGCAUAUGAUGAUCUUUGUCAAACAGAAGGAGUCCCAGCGCUACCUUACUUCUUAAUCAAGUAUGAUGAGAACGUGGUGCUGGUUUCCCUGCUUAAACACUACGGUGAUUUCUUCCAAGACCAAAGGACAAAGAUAACGAUUGGUGUAUAUGAUCCCUGUAACUUAGCCCAGCACCCUGGAUGGCCUUUGAGGAAUCUUUUGGUCCUAGCAGCCCACCGAUGGAGUAGCAGUUUCCAGUCUGUUGAAGUCCUCUGCUUCCGAGACCGCACCAUGCAGGGGGUGAGAGACAUCGCCCACAGCAUCGUCUUCGAAGUGAAGCUUCCAGAAAUGGCAUUUAGCCCAGAUUGUCCCAAAGCAGUCGGAUGGGAAAAAAACCAGAAAGGCGGCAUGGGACCGAGGAUGGUGAACCUCAGUGAAUGUAUGGACCCUAAAAGGUUAGCUGAGUCAUCAGUGGAUUUAAAUCUCAAAUUGAUGUGUUGGAGAUUGGUCCCUACUCUGGACUUAGACAAGGUUGUGUCUGUCAAGUGUCUGCUGCUUGGAGCCGGCACCUUGGGUUGUAAUGUCGCUAGGACGCUGAUGGGUUGGGGUGUCAGACACAUCACAUUUGUGGACAAUGCCAACAUCUCCUACUCCAAUCCUGUGAGGCAGCCUCUCUAUGAAUUUGAAGAUUGCCUAGCAGGUGGUAAGCCCAAGGCCCUGGCUGCAGCAGAGCGGCUCCAGAAAAUAUUCCCCGGAGUGAAUGCCAGAGGGUUCAACAUGAGCAUCCCCAUGCCUGGACACCCAGUGAACUUUUCCAGCGUCACCUUGGAGCAGGCCCGCAAAGACGUGGAGCACCUGGAGCAGCUCAUCGAAAGCCAUGAUGUCGUGUUCCUGUUGAUGGACACCAGAGAGAGCCGCUGGCUCCCUGCCGUCAUUGCUGCGAGCAAAAGAAAGCUUGUCAUCAAUGCUGCCUUGGGGUUUGACACAUUUGUUGUCAUGAGACAUGGCUUGAAGAAACCUAAGCAGCAAGGAGCUGGGGACUUGUGUCCUGGCCACCUUGUGGCACCUGCCGACCUCCUGGGCUCAUCGCUUUUUGCCAACAUACCCGGCUACAAACUUGGCUGCUAUUUCUGCAAUGAUGUGGUGGCCCCAGGAGAUUCAACCAGAGACCGGACCUUGGACCAGCAGUGCACUGUGAGUCGUCCAGGACUGGCCAUGAUUGCAGGAGCCUUGGCAGUGGAAUUGAUGGUUUCUGUUUUGCAGCAUCCAGACGGGGGCUACGCCAUUGCCAGCAGCAGUGAUGACCGCAUGAAUGAACCGCCAACCUCUCUCGGCCUUGUGCCUCACCAGAUCCGGGGAUUUCUGUCACGAUUUGAUAAUGUCCUUCCUGUCAGCCUGGCAUUUGACAAAUGUACAGCUUGUUCUUCCAAAGUUCUUGAUCAAUAUGAACGAGAAGGAUUUAAUUUUCUAGCGAAGGUGUUUAAUUCUUCACAUUCCUUCUUAGAAGACUUGACCGGUCUCACAUUGCUGCAUCAAGAGACCCAAGCUGCUGAGAUCUGGGACAUGAGCGAUGACGAGACGGUCUGAUGCGGCCCACCCUCGUGUGGCUGGCUUCUCCCUGGCUGCCUGUGGAGGACUUCUCUGUUGCCUGAAUGCGACUGCCACCUCCAGGAUAGGUGACUCUGGGCCCUGCGCCCCUCCCAUCUUUCUGGUCCCCUCCUCUGCAUACCUUGAGGACCAGGGCCCCCUCUCCACUGCCCAGGAGCUUCUGGGGUUCUCCAUUUCUCCUGAUUCAUGAUCCCGCUAGUUCUGAGCUGAAUAAUAACCUUGGCUUUGGCAUUGCCACUGAUCUUGGACUUGGUUCCCUCCACGAGUUCUUUUUUCUUCUUCUUCUUCUGGUCAAGUGUUUGAUAGUAAAAACUCCCAGGAUCCUUCCUACCUUGGCCCCGGCUGGGGCAGCAAUGAGGACAGGGAAGAAGUCAGCCCUACACACAGCCAAUGGGGAAAUGAGAAACCAGCUCCUUCCGGCAGCCACUGUGGGGGCAGCACCAGGGUCCCUGGGCCACGAUGCAAACCCGAGAGGGGCCUAUGGGCACCAGCGAGGGCUGAUGUGCCUGUGAGGUCUGUCAGCCUGGUCUGCUGGAGAGGGAGGGCAGGAGAGCUGACCUCCAUGUGGAACAGAAGGGCCCACACUCGUCCCAGUGAACUCAGAACUCCACUAUGGACAGACGGCGACCCAGACGGCUCCUCCGCCGCUUGGCCUGUCCUCAUGUGUGGGCAGAGCAUCUGUCCGUCCCUGCUCAGGGGAGGAAAGAAGUUGCCACUGCCGCCUGGGCAGCUGCCCCUCCUGCCUCGGAGAGGACGCCUCGGCACCCAAGCCCACUCUCCUGCAGCCAAGUGAGGGGGAUGCCUGCCCCACCCAGGGGUGCCCUCUACUGUCUCAGGCCCAGGACCCAGGCUAGAGUGGAGUCUGAGGCUGGCUCUUACAGGAGUGGGGAUUCUGCAGGCCAGGUUGUCAGCGGUGUUCCCGCCCGUGUGGGAUCUGUUGAUGCAGGGCCAUUGAGCCCUCCCCGGGGCCCGCGGGUCACACACACAGCCUGUGGUUUAAGAGCACUUUAUUAUUGUUCUUAAGGCUACUUUUAAGUACAAAAAAAAAGAUGGCCUGCCAAACCUUUUUUUUUUUCUUCCAGGAAAACAGGCCACAGAGAAUGGUAUAUUACAGAUUUACAAACAUGGAGAGAACGGUCAGAACUCACUGCAACGGCGUGGCUCUGUGAAGAACUCACUGUGCUCCUCCCGAGGCCAGGGAGUGUGUCCUUUCCCAGUGAAAUGUUUGGUUUUCUGCUUCCCCACUUGCCAGUGCCCCUCCAGGGUACCGCCUAUCCCAGAUAGGCCAGCGCCCCGGGGCCGUUCCUCCCAAAGCAACGGCCUCGCUUGGGGACAGACUAGAUGGCUGUCCCAGGAGCCUGCUCUUCACAGAGCCCACCGGCAGUGGGGUUGUUUUCCUGUGAACGCUCAGUAGCCUGUAGCAAUAACAAACUAGUGGCUAUUAAGGCAGAUGCAGUGUUCUCAUAGAAUAACUGUGUUCCUGCACUUUUACAGACAAAUCUACGACAAAAAAAAAAAAAAAA